AAAGCUUUAGCCAUCACUCUCUCUCUCUUAAUUUUCUUUUGCUCUCUCUCCCUCUUCCAAUCUCUUCUUCUGUCUGCCAUACAUACAUGGAAAACAAAGAGGUUGAGGGGAAUGUUGUCUGAUUCGAAAUCAUUCAUCAUCUCAAAUAUGGUACAGCAGGAUAAAAAGUGAUUUCGGACCAGGCUUCAUUCCCCUCAGCUAUUAUAGUCCAAUUCCUAUUAUCUUCUUCUUCAUUUCAAGUGUAUAGAAAAAUGGUCUCCUCAGGCAAAAUUCAAUAUUGAAGAAGGAUUACACGGUAUGCACUACUAUGCAUAUGAAGGAUAAAUUGGUAAUUGCAAAGCUUCCAGACAUGUAUGAGAAUCAAGCAUCUCCUGAUGUCUCAAAUUAUGCAUCAAGUAAUGGAAUCUCUUCUGGGGAUGAUAAUAAAGGGAUUGGUUAUAGAGCUGCAAAAUCAAAGCAUUUAUAUCUUUUGGGUAGCAAUUCUUGGUUUCAAUGCUUUCCCUUCAAAAUUGAUCUCAAUUUUGUUCGUAUGGUGAUGGCAGAGGUGAUUGGAACAUUUAUUUUGAUGUUCUGUGUAAGUGGAAUAAUAGCAAGCACAAAAUUCCAAAGUGGUGAAGUGGGGCUUCUAGAGUAUGCAGCCACAGCAGGAUUAACAGUGGUUGUUAUUAUCUUCUCCAUAGGACCAAUUUCUUGUGCACAUGUCAACCCAGCUGUCACAAUUGCCUUUGCCACAAUUGGUCAUGUUCCAUGGUACAAGGUUCCAAUUUACAUAAUAGCACAGAUAGUAGGUUCUAUAUUUGCCACAUUUAUAGGUAGCCUUGUUUAUGGCAUAAAAUCAGAGGUUAUGAUCACAAGGCCAAUCCAAGGUUGCAACUCUGCAUUCUGGGUUGAACUCAUUGCAACUUUCAUCAUCAUGUUCCUUGUUGCAGCUUUGACAUCUGAGUAUGAAUCAGUUGGGCAUUUAUCUGGCUUUGUUGCUGGAAUUGCAAUUGGUCUUGCUGUACUAAUCACAGGGCCUGUGUCAGGUGGAUCAAUGAACCCUGCAAGAUCAUUAGGACCAGCAAUUGUUUCAUGGAAAUUCAAGGACAUUUGGAUAUACAUGAUAGCACCAAGUGGUGGAGCCAUAGCAGGAGCUCAAACCCUUCGUUUUCUUCGCCUUAAUAAGGACCAACCUUGCAACACCGAUGUUGGUCACGCCAUACCCUAUUGUUCAAGUUAGUAAAAUAAUUAAAAAAAAAAACAAGCUAAUGAAAGAAAAUUAAAGAAGGUGAAUUGUUGAUUGUAACCCUGUUUUUGUGUCCCUAGGGAGAAAUGGAAAUGGACCCAUGAUUUUGGUGGUAGAGAAAAAUUGGAGCUUGUUAUCUGAAAGAGUAGAAGGGUUCAGACAAAGAUAUGUCUUAGGAAAAAAAGGGAAUACCACAUGAUCAUGUGGAUCACAAUGUUUAAUUACUAUUUUAUUUUUUUAACUACUAUUUUAUUGUCAUAGUUU
Messenger RNA from Arachis duranensis, 1489 nucleotides. RefSeq names its product probable aquaporin NIP7-1. Gene Ontology annotation, molecular function: channel activity. Gene Ontology annotation, biological process: transmembrane transport. Gene Ontology annotation, cellular component: membrane. The transcript is spliced from 6 exons. The record is from RefSeq and is a predicted model, not a curated record. Bases 308 to 1219 code for a protein of 303 amino acids. Lineage: Eukaryota; Viridiplantae; Streptophyta; Magnoliopsida; Fabales; Fabaceae.